Wyeomyia smithii (pitcher-plant mosquito) is the source of this 859-nucleotide messenger RNA. It is a transcript of the gene Rsph9, whose product is annotated as radial spoke head protein 9 homolog. The transcript has a single exon. The record is from RefSeq and is a predicted model, not a curated record. Gene Ontology annotation, cellular component: axoneme. Gene Ontology annotation, biological process: cilium movement involved in cell motility; motile cilium assembly; axoneme assembly. Lineage: Eukaryota; Metazoa; Arthropoda; Insecta; Diptera; Culicidae. Bases 17 to 859 code for a protein of 280 amino acids.
CACAUUCAGUGACAAAAUGAACCACGAGAAUCUUCCCGAGCAGAUACCGUAUCUGUCCUACGCAUUUCGAACGCUGUCUCCGGAAGAGCAGCUGAAGUUGGAACAUUCACUUCGAAACCUUCAACGCGCGCAGCGGUUACAGUCCGUUUACUUCUUGGGCAAACUAGAAGGCCAGGACUCUGAUUACUACUUAGCGUUUGGAUGCCCAGGGCAGGAUGUGUUCAACGGUCGGAAGCUUUUCUACAGCUUAGAUCUGAUCGAUUGGUAUCUCUUGCUGGAGCCGAAAAGCUGGAACCCAAACUGGGAGCAAAUUCAAAGCCCGUUUCAUGGUGAUCCAGCAUUCCAGCUAACGGUAGACUUUGGCCCACAAUUCAGCUUGGACGAGAAUUUGGUUCCGGUAAAAGGGGCGAAUAAAGUUUUAGUGGUUAAAGAGCAAGAUCGGCUUUGGUUUGUUGUUACUCGGUUGCUGGAAGAAGCAGCCGUUGUUCCGAGGGGCGUACUCUACCAUACCACGGAAGGCCAAUCGGUGAUUAAUCCGUUUUUCGACGGAAUGUGCUGCAACGACAGCCUAAAAUUGCACAACUAUCAUUAUUUCCGGCAACCGGUGAGUGAACCUGCGGUUAAUCUUCUGAAACGGGACCGAUGCAGUUACUUCUUCGACGUUUUUGAUCCCGCUGAUGAGUGUGUACCGAAGGAGCACAGUUUCGCUAUGUCACGGGAUCCGAUGCGGGAUGUUUUCACGUUGACAUCCCUACAAUGGCCGGGAAUGGUUAAUUUUCACAGAGCGAAUUCGAAAGCUUACGGAUUUUUCUACUUCGGUGAUGGAAGAAAGAAUUGGAAUCUUAUGUUCAAAAUUUGA